AAGACUUUCCAUGAGAAACGUAUAACAUAACACAGGCAAAGUUUUAGUAGGGUGAAACAUUAUUCUCGUGGCAAUUUCCGGGCAAAUCUGCCGAUAAAACUGCUUCCUGACCAUGCCGACAAUUGGAAUUAAACGUGAUUUGCUCUUUGAAUCUCUUGGGCAGAAGUACACCGAUUAUGAGUUCCAGACUCUCUGCUUUGCUUUUGGCCUGGAACUGGAUGAAGUGACCAGUGAGAAGCAAAUGCUGACCAAGGAACAAGGAGACAACGUUGCUUUGGAAAAUGCAUCUGAAGAAAUCAUCUACAGGAUAGACAUUCCGGCUAAUCGGUAUGAUUUGCUGUGUCUGGAAGGACUCGUGUCUGCACUGCUGGUAUUCCAGAAUAAAAUCAAGCAGCCACGUUUCCGGGUCGUUGAUCCAGUUGGAGGAGAACCUCAGGUUCUCACGGUGACUGAAUCUACGGGGCUCGUUAGGCCCUACGUCGUAGCCGCUGUUCUGCGUAACAUCACAUUCACUGCGGAUUCAUACAAUUCCUUCAUCGAUCUCCAGGAUAAAUUGCAUCAGAAUAUUUGCCGGAAGAGAACUCUUGCAUCCAUUGGGACUCACGAUCUUGACACCAUUCAGGGUCCAUUUGUUUACGAUGCAAAAGCACCAGCUGACAUUAAAUUCAUCCCCCUGAACCAGAAGAAGGAGAUGAAUGGAGGUGAAUUGAUGGAAUUCUAUUCAACUCAUGCCCAGCUGAAGCAGUAUUUGCCCAUUAUCCGAGAUUCUCCAGUUUAUCCAGUGAUUUAUGAUGCAAACGGAGUGGUGCUGUCACUACCACCCAUUAUAAAUGGAGAUCAUUCGAAAAUUACGCUAAAUACAAAAAAUGUCUUCAUCGAGAUUACUGCUCUGGAUCUCACCAAGGCUAAAAUUGUUCUUGACACGCUUGUCUGCAUGUUCUCCAGCCAUUGUCAAGAACAAUUUACCGUGGAAUGGUGUCAUGUUGUUGGGAGCGAUGGACAGGCGGCAAAGUAUCCCAAUCUCGGCUAUAGAAUGGAAAAAGUCUCCGCAAAGAAAGCCAAUGCCUACGUGGGGAUCAGUGUGAGUCCUGAGGAGACAGCCCAGCUGCUCAACAAGAUGUAUCUUAAUACAACAGUUCUUGAAGAUGGGGAUGAGUUAUCUGUGGAGAUUCCUCCAACACGUCAUGACAUUAUCCACGCUUGCGAUAUCUACGAGGAUGUGGCCAUUGCCUACGGAUACAACGCCAUCCGGAAAUCUCUGCCGGCUACCACGCACAUUGGCCGUCAGUAUCCACUCAACAAACUCACUGAACAACUCAGGGAGCAAGUUGCCCAAGCUGGAUUCACUGAAGCUCUCACAUUUUCUCUAUGUUCCCGGGAUGAUAUUUCCACAAAGUUGGGGAAGAAAAUUGAAAGCAUUAAUGCGGUGCACAUUUCUAAUCCCAAAACUUUAGAAUUUCAAGUUGGGCGCACAACCCUCAUUCCGGGGCUACUGAAGACACUUGCAGCGAACAAAAAGAUGCCUCUUCCGAUGAAACUCUUUGAGAUUUCGGAUGUAAUCCUGGCUGAUGAGGAGGCAGAGGUCAACGCGAGGAAUGAGCGGCGUAUCUGUGCUGUAAAUUGCAACAGGAAUGCUGGAUUUGAGGUUGUGCAUGGGCUGCUGGAUCGUGUCAUGCAACUCCUUGAAGUGCCUUGGAAGGGAGACAAUGGAUACUGUCUUGAGGCGACUGACGAUGCUACCUUCUUCCCCGGACGGUGUGCUGCUAUCAUGUAUCGAGGUGCCCGGAUUGGGACAAUCGGUGUCCUUCAUCCAACGGUUUUGCACGCAUUUGAACUUACCAAUCCCUGCUCCCUCAUGGAGUUCACAAUUGAGCCCUUUGUCUAAUUUAUUCAAGCAACAAAACAAAGAAAUAAAACAUAGCUAAAAA
This is a messenger RNA of Lutzomyia longipalpis, 1928 nucleotides long. It is a transcript of the gene beta-PheRS, whose product is annotated as phenylalanine--tRNA ligase beta subunit. Gene Ontology annotation, molecular function: magnesium ion binding; ATP binding; phenylalanine-tRNA ligase activity. The record is from RefSeq and is a predicted model, not a curated record. Lineage: Eukaryota; Metazoa; Arthropoda; Insecta; Diptera; Psychodidae. Gene Ontology annotation, biological process: phenylalanyl-tRNA aminoacylation. The transcript is spliced from 5 exons. The coding region runs from base 113 to 1885 and encodes 590 amino acids. Gene Ontology annotation, cellular component: phenylalanine-tRNA ligase complex; cytoplasm.